Durusdinium trenchii is the source of this 633-nucleotide messenger RNA. Lineage: Eukaryota; Dinophyceae; Suessiales; Symbiodiniaceae. The record is from the annotation of a GenBank genome assembly.
AUGAGGGACACCACGGAAGAAGUGAAUCGCCUGGAGCGUGAGAAGCAAGAGUUGCAGGAGGAAGCACAAAAGGCAGAGCAGAAGUACCAAGAGGAGGUGAAGCUCCACGCAAGCGACGCGAAAGAGUUGGGCAGCGCCCACGAACGCCUCACGGAGCUCGACAGGAGCUGCUUGCAGCUGAAACACCAGGUGAAGGACCUGGAGCGCGAGACAGGCCGUGCGCGCGAGGAGCGCAAGGAGGAGUUGAGCUCGGUACGGAAGCGAAUGGAGCCGCAAGCGGAGCGGCACGCGGAGUUCCUCUCGGAAGAGAACAGCCGCUACCGGGAUCAGAUCGUGGCGUUGAGCCGCAGCCCUGGGGAAGAGUCACAGCAGGUCCUCGCGGAGAUGAAGAAAGCCCGUGAGAUCGGCGAACUCGAACGUCGGCGCUUGGAACUCCAAAAGACACAGGUCGAGGAAGACGUCCGGGCAUUGCGGGCGGAAAAUCAGAGUUUGCGGGAGCAGCUGGCGAAUCAGCAGAGCUUCUUGGAAAGAUGGCAGGAGAUUGGACUUGUUGAGGUGCUGGAUCUGGGAACUAGAAAUGCUGGUAAGAGUGCAUAUGAGACAUGUUCCUUGUUGACCCCCAUAGGCUGCUAG